AUGGAUAGCGUUGCUGCUGCUGAUAAUGCUGCGUCUGCUACAGCUGGAGCAUCAGUGGAAGGUUUGAAGAUGGCACAGAAGCAGCAGGAACAGCAGGGGCAGCAGCAGCAGCAGCAGCAGCAGCAGGGGCAGCAGCAACAACAAGAUCAGAAGCAGAAGGAUGAGCAGCAAGACCAACGGCAGCGAGAGCAAGAAGAGGCGGUGGCAAUGGCAGGGGAGGACCGCUCCCACGUGCUCGUCUCACCCUCACGGGGCUUUGUCUUUGCAGCGGUGUAUGACGGCUUCGCAGAGCGGCACGCCGUGGAUUACCUCCUCGCACACCUCUACACCGCACUGUGCCACCAGCUGGACGCGUGCGGCCUGCAUACACUGCACCUGGACUCUCAAGAAAAUUCUCUGCACCUGGACGGUUGUGGUGGCGGCGGCUUGCCCUCCGUGCCCUCCCAGGUGUGUCACAGAAACGGCCAGCAUCUCACAUGUGGUCUGCACUGUCAAGCAUGCACGGAGAGUGGGAGGGGGCAAGACCACAACCACAGGGCAUCUGGUGGUUUAGAAGGGACGUGUGAGUGCGGGUGUGAGUGUGAGAGUACAGGUGGGGGUGAGUUGAAAGGAAAGAUGAGGUGGAUGGUGCGUAAGAUGGGCAGGGCGAGUAGGAAAGCGUUCCCGAGGGACCGAAGCCGCUCUGAUUGGUCAGAAGCUUCGGAAGAGACGGAGGGAUUGGAGCAGGAGGGUGCGUGUGAGGGAACGGGCGGGAAUGAGUCGAAGGGUAAGCUAAGGUGGACGUUGGGUGAGGUGGGGAGGGCGAGCAGGAAAGCAUUCCCAAGGGAGCGAAGCCGCUCUGAUUGGUCGGAAGCUUCUGAUAACCAGGAUGACCAAGAAGCAUUCCGUGGGGAUAACCAGGAUCACAGAAUGGGCCAGGAGGGUGCAUCUGAAAAGGCACAGGGGGUGCGGCAGGAGAGAGGGUCUGAUGGCUCUCGGAAUGGAAAGCUGAGGGGAGAGAAGGAGGGAGAAGGAAAUGGAGAAGGAAAUGGAGAAGGGAAGGAGGAAGGGAAGGGGAUCAAACAAGUCGUGGGACAUGGUCAGAAACAGUCGCAGCAGCAGCAGCAGCAGCAGCAGCAGCAGCAGCAGCAGCAGCAGCAGCAGCACCACCACCAAGAACAGCAGCAGCAGCAGCACCCUCUCCAUGUGCCAAAGGCCUUGCAAGAGCCAGGUAACGACCACAGAAGACACCAAAUGAUCUUAGGCGCCUUAGAACGCGCCCUUGCCUCUACCGAGUCCUCCUUUCUGACGCGAGUUAAAGACGUCUCUAAAGACCAGCCGGAGUACGCGGUAGGAGGGGCGUCGCUAGUUGCUGCUAUAGUCACAGCCACGGAUGUUUAUGUGAUUAAUUUGGGGGAUAGUAGGGCGGUGAUUGUAAGGGGUGAGGAGGUGGGGAGGGGGUGGGGGGGGUUGUUGAGGAAAGGGGGGGAAGGGAGUGGGAGGCAUGUGAGGAGGGGGAGGGUGGAGAGAAGGAGGGGAAGUGGGGUAUGGGGAAGUGGGGGAGUGGGGAGUGGGGGAGUGGAGAGUGGGGGAUGGGGGAGUGGUGGGAGUGGGGGAGAGGGGAGUGGUAGCAGCAAAGGGAGUGGCAGAAGAGAUAAAGCAGGAGAAACGGGGGAAAUAUGGGAGAACGGGGAGAAGGGGAAGAAGUGGGAGAGGGGUGAUAUUAGUGGGGCUGUUGGGGAAAUGGAGAGUGUGGGAAGCAGGAAUGCAGGAGGAGGGGAGAGGGGAGGAGGCAGAGGAGGGGGAGUGUGGAGGUGGAAGGCAGAGAGACUGACAGUGGAUCACAACACGAGCAACGCUGCUGAGGUGAGGCGGGUGCAGCAGGCGCAUGCAGACUCGCUCAAGGGCAAGAUCAAGCUCACCCCCUCUACACUCUCCCACUGCCCCUACCCUGCCUCACGCUCCUACCCUGCUGUCUUACUCCCCUUGCCCACAUGCAACCCCCAGGAGGAGGUGCGGCGGGUGCAGAGCGCACAUGCAGACAGUGACAUCAUCAAGCGGGGCAGGCGCAAGGGCAAGAUCAAGCUCACACUCCCUGUCACCACUGAGGUGCGGCGGGUGCAACACGUGCAUGCAGACAGUGACAUCAUCAAGCGGGGCAGGCUCAAGGGCAAGAUCAAGCUCACGCGGGCUUUUGGAGCGGCCUAUCUAAAGGACGUGAGUGCUGUCUGCUCUCUUCUCUCUGCUUUUGCAAGGAAGGAGGAUUAA
Molecule: messenger RNA, 2247 nt
Organism: Closterium sp. Naga37s-1
Lineage: Eukaryota; Viridiplantae; Streptophyta; Zygnematophyceae; Desmidiales; Closteriaceae
Source: the annotation of a GenBank genome assembly